Aspergillus clavatus NRRL 1 is the source of this 951-nucleotide messenger RNA. RefSeq names its product putative mitochondrial dicarboxylate carrier protein. Gene Ontology annotation, molecular function: oxoglutarate:malate antiporter activity. The coding region runs from base 1 to 951 and encodes 316 amino acids. Gene Ontology annotation, biological process: transmembrane transport. The transcript has 2 exons. The record is from RefSeq and is a predicted model, not a curated record. Lineage: Eukaryota; Fungi; Ascomycota; Eurotiomycetes; Eurotiales; Aspergillaceae.
AUGGCCUCCACUACCGUCCAAGAGCCGGCCACCCAACAGGCCAAGGACUUCCUGCACCAUCCCUACACUCGGACCGCCCUCCCCUUUGUCAACGGUGGUCUGGCUGGCAUGACCGCAACGGUCGUCAUCCAGCCCAUCGACAUGAUCAAGGUCCGUCUGCAACUGGCCGGCGAGGGUGUCCGGAGCGGUCCGCGCCCUUCGGCGUUUGGCGUUGCGCGCGAGAUCAUCGCCUCGGGCAAAGCCCUGGAUCUCUACACCGGUCUGUCGGCCGGAUUGCUACGUCAGGCCGUCUACACCACUGCCCGGUUGGGGUUCUUUGAUACCUUUAGCAAAACUCUCAACAAGCGUGCUGAGAGUGCUGGCCGAAAGGUCACGUUUGCCGAGCGCGCCGGCGCCGGUUUGACGGCCGGUGGUAUUGCCGCCAUGAUUGGAAACCCCGCGGAUCUGGCGCUAGUUCGCAUGCAGGCCGACGGUCUCAAGGCCCCUGGGGCGCGUGCCAACUAUCGCUCCGUGGUCGACGCGCUCUUCCGCAUCUCCAAGCACGAAGGUGUCACCGCGCUGUGGGCCGGUGCCUUUCCGACCGUGGUGCGCGCCAUGGCUCUCAACUUGGGCCAACUGGCUUUCUUCGCUGAAUCCAAGGCGCAGCUGAAGGCCCGCACGCAACUGUCCGCCCAGAACCAGACCUUUGCCGCAUCGGCCAUCGCCGGAUUUUUCGCCAGUUUCCUCUCCUUGCCCUUCGACUUCAUCAAGACUCGUCUGCAGAAGCAGCAGAAAGACCCCAAGACAGGUCAACUGCCCUACAAGGGUCUGUUUGAUUGCGCUCGCAAGGUGGUUCGGGAUGAGGGUUGGUUGAGGUUCUAUCGUGGAUUCGGCACGUACUAUGUGCGGAUCGCGCCACAUGCGAUGGUCACCCUGAUUGUGGCUGAUUAUCUUAACCUCAUCACCAAGUAA